Molecule: messenger RNA, 7889 nt
Organism: Orbicella faveolata
Lineage: Eukaryota; Metazoa; Cnidaria; Anthozoa; Scleractinia; Merulinidae
Biological process (GO): spindle elongation; microtubule-based movement; mitotic spindle assembly
Cellular component (GO): mitotic spindle; spindle microtubule
Molecular function (GO): ATP binding; plus-end-directed microtubule motor activity; microtubule binding
Source: RefSeq, a predicted model, not a curated record
UAAAUUCUAAAUAUUUCAGGUUCUUUUGGUAUUCCAUUACUGUGAGUGUCGGUUUGGACCAGUUUCACGGUCAACUAAAGGAAGCAUUACCUAAUACGUCUACUACUGAAAUUAAUUCACAUAUCUACCAUUAAUUUUUUGUUUUUCAUUACUCAUCAGUGGCGCUUUUACGCUAGUUCACUGUCAUGAAAGCCUGACAAGCCAUUGAUACAGCCUCGUGUUUUCCAUUCAACCAAUGAGAUUCAAUACAGUAUUUUGUUUCCACCGUAGCAAAUAUCAUUUCUAAUUCAACAUCCAAAGACGAGACUGUUCACUUGUCCCCUGGUGUUUUGUCGCACGACAGGAAUACAAAUCUUUCGAGGAACUUGGAGAAAUUGGGACACUAGAUGAUUCAUCAUCGGCUGCGCAGUUGAAGUUCAGGGCCGUGAGAAUAUUCACCGAUGAGACGACAGAGAAACGGGACUCAAGGGUCGGAUGUGUUUGAAGACCCUACAACAGGCAGAGUCCAAGUGUACGUCAGAAUUCGUCCCUUGGUUCAAAGUGACGUCAGAAGUAUAGACGGAAAAGGUGCUGUCAUUGCGGAGGAUGACGAUUUAACCCAGGUUCGCGUUGUAGAUGGCAAAAGAGAGAAAAUCUUUCAGUUUGAUCAAAUACUGUCCCCCGAUGCCGCUAAUGAGGAGGUGUACCAGGUGGUUGGUAAGCCCCUCGUUGAGGCCUCGAUGACAGGCCUUAAUAGCAUCUUAAUGGCUUACGGGCAGACCGGGGCAGGUAAAACGCACACUUUGAUGGCUCCAGAUGGACUAACGACCAGUGUUGUGUCUCAUAUCUUUGCCCUCAUCGGUAAAGACGCAGCCCAUUCUUACGCGGUUACAUGUUCUUAUCUACAGAUCUACCAGGAAAGGGUUUAUGAUUUGCUAGGUGCCGAAAAAUCAGGGCCUGAAGUCUAUUUAAGAGAGCAUCCUAAGAAAGGAGUAUAUGUUGAGAACUUGUCAGAAUACUUUGUAAAAUGUCCAGAGGAGAUUGGCAGGUUACUGAAGUCUGGAAAAAAGAAGCUGGCCAUUGCAGAAACUAAAAUGAACAGACAGUCGAGCAGAUCACAUGCCGUUUGUCUGCUCAAGAUUGAGAGGCUGAGUGUUCCACGUCGCUACGGAGGCAUAACAGAUUCUUUCGGUAGUUAUGAGUCUUAUUACAUGUCUGGAACUUCAGACACUGAGUAUUCAAGUGAAAGUGGAUCAGUGGAGGCCGUCGGUUCCUACUACCAGUACGAUGAAGACGAGGAAAUGCUGUCAAGGAUUUCAUCUCAAACUCGUGGUUUAGCCGCAGUCAGAGGAAAACUUUAUGUCUGUGAUCUGGCAGGCAGUGAAAGGGUGAAGAAAACCAAGGCCGAGGGUGAACGACUACAAGAGGCGCAAAGCAUUAAUUCCUCUCUUCUGGAAUUGGGGAAUGUUAUACAAGCAUUAGCUGAGAGAACGAAGCGCCAUAUUCCAUACAGGAACUCAACAUUAACUAGGCUUCUUCAGGACGGCUUGGAUGGGAACUCCAAAACUAGCUUAAUCGUUUGUGUUUCUCCUUCAUUUCGUGAUGUUAACGAGACGCUAUGCAGUCUGAAGUUUGGCCUUCGAGCAAUGAAAGUUCAUAACGUUGCACAAAUUAACGUCGAGAUUGACUACCAGAAAAUGGCCAAGCAACUCAGUGAAACAUUAGAAGGAAAAGACCGGGAGUGGCGACGGCUCAAGUCAGAAUACGAGAGUUAUAUCAUGGCUUUGGAGGCAGAAAGAGACGUGAGACUACAACAGGAACUAAAGCAACAGGUGACCUCGGAAUCCUGUGAUCCAACAGAGGAGGUUCAUUUGCCGGCGACUAUGGAAGACGAGGCUCUCAAAAAUCAGACCAAGGCAGUGUUACUUGCAGAGUUGAUCUCCAUGGAGUUAUUCUAUGGCCUGGAGGAUUUGUUACGACGUGAUCCAACUACAAUAGCCCAGCGAGUCACAAGCAGUAAAUUGUACAGUCUAACUGACAAAGAUUUACUUUUACACAGCGCAGAAACGCUUCUAGAGUUGACUGAAUACUUCUUUGCAAAGAGUACCCUUGCUAAUGAGGAAAAUGGAAAAAAAUUAGCACUGAAAUGCCUUGAAUCUAAAAAUGAAAAUACUGAGUUGCCAAGCAGGUCUUUGGAACGAGAAAACGGCUCACUGCACAGCACGCCGAUAGCGGAGUCUUCAUACGAACGCAAAGUGCUUCGUGUUCGAGAGUCACUUGGCAAACUGAAACGAACAACUGAUUCUGCCGCUCUUGGCUUCCUUUCGAGACUUUUGGACACCAAGCUAGACGAAAACGAGAAAGGUUUACAAGAGUACAAAAAGCGGCUGUAUGAACUUCUAAGACAUCUUGUCAAGUCCCCGGAUACUUCCUCAGCACCCGGGGAUGGAACUCUUGUCGAUUCAGUGAAGCUCGAACAGUCCUUGUGUCACGUGCUCAUGGACAAAGCCAUUCUGAACUGCCUUUUGUUAUUGGAUAAAGCCGACAUGGAGUUCCGGAUUAAAACCUUAGCAGAGCAGCAAACUCGAUUUGAUUAUUCAGGGUUUAGCAGUAUGACAUCCGGUCAGUUUGAAUGUUCAAGUCAGUCUAGCGAUGAUUUUCUCCCCUCUCCACCCCUCUCAGGGAGACCUAGUGGUGAAGGACGCUUGACAUCAGUGGACGAAGGGGUGGUACUGGAGAGUUUGAGUGACAGCGCUAACAGCCGCGAGAAGCUCUCCGUGCAUCUGGAAAACACAGCGGAGGAACUGGAAGCUGAAAACAAACGUUUAUAUGAAAAGAACGAGCAGUUAAGAAAACGAUACGAGCAGGCCGAGGACGAAAAAAGCGAACUGGCUUUGAAGAUUCUGGAGUACGAAAGAAAGCUUGACAGAAGUGAGAAGAAAUUGAACAAUUUGAUACAAUCAGGAAACUCUGAUGAGAUCGACCUAAAGGACAAAGUGGAAGAAAAAGAGUUUGAAACAACGGAAUUAUUUACACGUGUGGAAGAGCUCGAAGAUGAACUUCAUAUAAGGGAACAGUCGAUUGGAGUGUUAAAAGAGAACGAACGAAAGCUGCGAGGACAACUUUCUGAAGAACGAAAACGCUCUGAUGAUGCAGAAGAACGCAAUGCGAAACUUCAGCUGAAAUUCAGACAGCUUGAGGAUAAGUUUGAACAAAGUGAACUUAAACUUGCAUCCUUCACGGGAUCAGAUUUGCUUGAGAGUAAUAAAAUAGCAAAGCAACUGGAAAGUUCAAUUGCAGAGAACAGGGCGUUAAACCUUAGAAUCAUUCAGCUGGAAGAGAGAAUAAACGGACUAAACGAAACAGGUAGCAUGCCACCCUCUUCAAGUAUUACUGGAAAUGAGAAAGACGAAGAUCAAAAGAAAAUCCUCGAGAGAAAAAUUAUUGAAUUGCAAGUUAAGCUGAAAGAACAGCAAGUAAAAAUCCUGAGCGUAAAAGAAUAUGAGCGAAGGCUUCGUGCUGAACUUUGUAAAGAAAUGACGAAGAAGUUAACAAAGGCUCAAACGCGCAGUCGCGAGCUUGGCGAGAAAAUCUUUGAGCUCGAGACAAAGCUUCGGCAAGCGGAGCAGCAAUACUCGACCGUGAAAGGUCUGGAUAUGAAUGUACGGAGUGCCAUGCGCGAUGACAUCAAAACUUUAACGGACAAGUUGGAAGAUGCCGAGGCUCGCAAUAGGGAACUAAGUACAAGUGUUCAGGAUGCAGAAGAACGCUUCCGACUCUCACAGCGUGAAGCGCUUGCUGCGAAACAAUCUGAAAUUGACUUACGUGAAAAAACGCAGAUGUUGGAACUCGAAAACUGUAAAAUUCAGGAGAAAUUGCUCUCUCGGAGAGAAGAGAAAACGGCCCGGACUUCCACUGGAAGGACUGCAGACAGACUAGAAAAGCUGAGAAAGGAAAACUCGAACCUUUCUUUGGAACUGAAAUCUUUCAGAGAAAACAUUUUGAAACUGGAAAGAGAGAUGCUCGAAAAAGAUCAAGAAAUUCUAAAUUUGAGAAACGAAUCAGUAGAUCUUUCAAGUGAAGUAUGCAAGUUAAGAUCCGAGCUUGAUAACAGUUCGAGAGACAAAGCCCUUCAAGAGAGAAGUCUCUUAAGAUCUGCCGAAACAGAAAAGAAACUCGCGGCAAAACUUGUUGUAUUACAACAGGAACUGGAAAAACUUCGGGCAUGCAAACCACAGAUAACAAAUGGAAAUCAACACGCUGUUGAGUUAGACGGGAAAAGUGAUUCCACAGCAUCAACUUUGAUGAUUGGUGAAGAGCGUCCUGGUGAAAUUGCAGUUCAACCUGUAAACGCCCAGAUAUUUUCAGAAGAAAAUAAUGAAAUGAUUAAAGCUUCACAAGAAGAAACAGAGCAACUUCUUAGUGAGCACAGGAAUUUCCAAACUGUCGUUGAGGAACUUCAGCAUGAAAACGCCAGGAUGGUGAAAGAGAAUGAACAGCUUAUCCAAGAAAUAAAAACUCUGGAAGCCAAUUUGUCCAUUGUGGAGAAAACAUUCCAAGCGUGUCGUUCGGAAAACGAGUGCUUGCUGCAAGAAAUAAAUCUGAAGUCAGCUGAAGCGACCACUAUGAGAACUUACGCAUCGUUUUGCAGCGAUAAGGCCAAGGAACUGCGUUCGGAAAUCGCCUCUCACAGAGAAAACGAGGCCUCUCUGGAGAAAAGAUUAACCGACUUGGAGAGAGAAUCAGCAUUCGUGCGAAAUGAGAUGGGCCAUGGGAUAUUAGAGUUUUCAGAGCUUAAGGAAAGGAAAGAAUCCUUGGAGAAAAAGAUUGUCGAAGCUAGCCGUGUCGUUGAUCGGUUAAAGCAGGAAAUUCUGGGUCUUAUAAAUGGCGUGUUAACUCUGCAAAGAGACGUGAGCACUCAUAUUGAUAUGAUAAUCGCUUCUCUCGGAUUGAAUGUGAAGGCUGUUCAGCGAUUUAGAUCGAGACCAACAUCUGCUGAUUCCUAUGAUACCUCGACGCAAACUGAGGAGUCGAGCAGUGAAGUCAGCAGUGAAAUAAACGAGAUUCUUUCGUGGAAAACUUCGUUUCUCGUUCCCCUUCUUCCAGAUAAUGAAUGCUUCUUAAAUCCUUCGGAUGUGAGCAUAAUUAGAGAGAACAAAACGGAAAUUUUACGACUGUACGAGGACUUGAAAGCUAAAAUCCUCGCAAUCAAGGACGCAUUAAGUCGAAUGCACGACGCACCAAAUUCCGGCACUGUGCAUGGCGGAAAACUUGAGAUCAAGCCCAGUUAUGAAGUUAAAAGUGAACUCGGACCUGAUUCUUUGAUGGACAGUUCCAAGAGCAGUACUGUGUUACCGCGACUCAGCAAGGCCGAGCGCGUCAAACUGUCGAGUUUACUGUCUCGAUUAAAAGAGGAAUUAGUGCGAGAAAGGACAACAAACAACGACGGUCGAAUCGGCGGUGAUGGGAGUGAUAUUUGCCUCCUUUACGACAACUUGGAAAGCAAACUUUCUCGGCUUUCAUGCGAACUUGCCACUAAAGAAGACGAGAUAACACAACUGCUAAACGAGAAGACAAAGCUUCAAAAUGAGCUGGAAGAAUGCGAGAGGGGCGUCGCCACCUGUCAGCAUUGCACCUCAAAAGUCCCGGAUGAGCUGGAGGAGAGCAGAGGUCAGCUUAAAGGAAAUCUUCUUUCUCACAUGCAGGACACCUCUCGACUUGAGGGGGAAAUAUGCGAGUUCAUGGAGUACAGGCAGAGGCUGGAGGGAGAGUUGGCUCAAAUCAAGGGAACGAUCACCGAUCUAGAGGACGAGCUGGAUGUAAGGAAGAUAUUAAUCGAGAGAUGUAUCAGCUCCAGACCCCCAGGGCAUGAAAUGGACGUUACAUAUAGCGAUUCCUCUAAAGAAGAAACAGACGAUUUCCAGUCGAGUCCGCCUGAAAAGAAGAGAAAGUCCCAGAAACGUGUGACUUUUGAAAACUUAGAUGGCGAAUCAACAGACAAGAUGACCGUCAAAAGAAGACGACAAAAACCAGGCUUACUAAGCUUUCAGGAUAUCGAAGAGACGGAUGUUGACAAGGAAGGCUGGCGAACAAUUCACAUGGAUUCCUGCGCCAUUGACCUUUGCGAACUCUUAGCUUCUAUUCCACGGGACAUUCCGAAGAGGCCACCCACUAAAGAAGAACAAGAAAUCACUGAGAUCGCAAACAGACUUUCAGGUUACGAUAAUAUGUCGUUUGAGGAUAAGGUAGAGUAUGCUGCAGCUCAGAGAAUGCAAAGCGAAGCAGACUCUGAGAUAUCUGGUGCCAUUCAGAACACCAUUUGUAAUGAAUCGCAUUUUAGAGAUGUACCUGACGAGGUGGGUGUUGACUAUGGAGAUGAUGGCCAGGUCACGUGCCAAAUGUGCGGCCUGUUUAAGAAGCGAAACUAAACGAGUACAGUCAAACUAUCCUUCGGUUCGAAGAGUUACCUGCCUUGUAACAUUCUCGUUGUCAAGUGAUGGCCCGUCGGAAGAAAGAGUACGACGGCUAUUUAUCAGACUGAAUAAAUAAUCUUCCGUCAGUGUAUAGACGUAUAUGGUGUUAAUAUCAAUUUUCUCAAUUGCAGUUCGAGCGCACUACAAGUUUUAUAAAACAGGUUUCACUAACAGCCAUAUUAUAAUUUAUGAGUGACUUGGUUUAGACCUUGUAUACAUCGAGAAGUUGAGGUCAUUAACAAGCUUGAUGUCGACAUAAAUCGAGUGAUUGUUAUCGUCAGUUGACGUUUUUAGCAGUUUCACUGGAGACUAGUAUUCCCAUGUUACAGAGUAAAUUACUCACACUUAGUACGUUCUCUUUUUGAGGACAGUAAUCAAGCGAUAUAUCUGAGAAUGAGAACAGUUUAUAAAGCAAAGUAUAAACUAUUAUAUUUAAAAGAGAAAAGCAUCUUAAAAAGACUUAGCUUAAUGGAACGUCUCUUUUUUAUCGGAAUAGGACAUUUUGUAAUUUGUAGCCAUUCUAGAUGAUUUAUACUCUUUUCAAAUUUAAGCUAAAAGAAUUCAUCGAUGUAUGCGGUGUAUCAGGAAAAUUCUGCUUCUUCCUGGAUUUCCCAAACAGCACUGAAGAUGCCAAAAUGAAACAAACUUUAUUGAUUGGCACUGGACGAGAUAGUACUUAGUAUUACUGUGAUAAUUAAUAGUUUAGCUUUUAUGACACCUACAUGGGUAAAUUAAAGUCGUUUCAAGAUUUAGUGAAUGUUAUUUAUAUAGGACACUGUUGAUGUAGGGAUUAUACUGGAUUUUAUUUUAUCAUAAAACUCGUUUCGACUGGACGUAUUCUGAAACAAACUAUCUGGAACCUGUACCUGUAAGGUUAUAUUAGCUUAAAAGAAGUCAGAAAACAUUGUUUUUGUCUCAUUAAGAAAUUAAUUUAAUGAUUUAAUUCGCUACUAAUGGUGAAAGGACCAAGUAGAGUCCAAUUCGUUCUGUAAUCGUAACAAUGGUUCACAAUAUCAAACAACUCCGAAGCGGUAGUCUGAUUUGUUAAUCACGAGUCAUUACUAUAACAAAAUUUGCGGAAAGAAAUAUAUAACCAUAGCUUAAGCAGUUGAUGACUAGAGUUGUCUUCGAGAUUCACCAGAAAAAAACUCUUUCAAGUGCAACUGUUCCAUAGUGGCGCGUGCAAAUGACGCGCACUGGCCAAUUAGCGCCCGAUUCGGGCCUGCUUAUAACCAGUCAGAUCUGAGAAUUUUGUUAUAGUACGUUUGAGUAAAAUAAUUAUAAUAAUUGGGUAGAAAAGGGCGUGGUUCGUCCUUUCACUUACUUGAUAGUGUUUUAAAAGUUAUCCAAAAUAUCACUGUUCAGUUCCUUUAAAUUGUGGAAAAUUAGAACUGUGAUGCAGUGUUAUAAUUAAAGUAAGUAAAAGUUCUCGCAUCA